Messenger RNA from Caenorhabditis remanei, 1863 nucleotides. RefSeq lists its product as uncharacterized. Lineage: Eukaryota; Metazoa; Nematoda; Chromadorea; Rhabditida; Rhabditidae. The transcript has 11 exons. The record is from RefSeq and is a predicted model, not a curated record. Bases 1 to 1863 code for a protein of 620 amino acids.
AUGUUUCAUUCCAGAACACCCAUCUACGACAUAAUCCUUAUUAUAUUCACUUUUCUAGCGUGUUCCGAUAUAUUUUACGAGUAUUACUGGAAACAGGAAGAAGUUCACGGUCAAUAUCAGACGGAUCUCUUGUCGAAUUUUAUGGAUUACUGUGCUUUGGCCACUUAUGACCCAUGGGAUCCCAAAAUUGUACCGUAUCUGUGGGGAGAGGACCCCACGAAAAAUUGUGAUAGAAAAUGGAGGCCUUAUACGGAAUUGGUGAAUGGAACGUGGCGAGUGGUCAAGAAAAAAGAGGGUGUGGAGUGUAAGGCAAGGUGCUACUAUUCAAUAGACUUCAAUGGGCCACUGAAUCGAACCGAUUGGUUCCCACCCGGCCCGGUGGAUUGUGAAUUUUUGGAAGCGGCGUGUUGGGAGAAUGGAUAUGAAGUGUACGGAUACAUACAUACUCAGAUUAUAGCAAAACCGGUGGAAAAAAAGAAAAACGAGCACAAACCGAAUGUUUUGGUCUAUUUGAUAGAUUCGAUGAGUGUUGGCAUGGCGCAACGAUCCCUACCAAAAACACUGAAAUUCCUGAAAACCCGUUUCAAAACCGUCGAAUUUCCAUUUAUGAGUCAAGUGGGGCUAAACAGUAAGCCCAACGGAAUGCCUCUCUGGUUUGGAAAACAAAUAGAGCCUGGGAAGCUGAAAGGCGGAGCGGAUAUCAAAGUGGAUUGGAAUGAGACAGAGUUUUGUCAAAGCUAUUUGGAUGGUGAGCAACAUUUGUUUAAGGAUUUUAUGGAGCAUGGAUAUAAGACCCUCCACUCCGAGGACUGGUCCUACCAGACUGUAUCCUCGUUCCCGGACUGCAAAGGGUUCAAAAAUCAGUACACCGAUCACACAUUUGUUCCGUUCAACAAAAUUCAUGAGUUUGAUGGGUUAACUGUCACCAAGGGACAUCUGAAAGGGCGGUCUCUGUGUAGAGAGAUUUAUCACGCUGCAAUUGAUCAAUUCGAGCAGUUUACGGAGGUGUAUAGCGACCAACCAAAACUGUCGUGGAUCUGGAAUAUCCGUGUUGCACAUGACGAAAUCUCUGGGUUAGAUCGAUUGGAUGCACCACUUUUAGAUUUUUUCAAAAAGCACGAAGAAGAGUUCGACGACUACUUCAUCUUCCUAAUGUCCGACCACGGCUUCCGUCGUGCCCACUAUCACAUGUAUGACACUGAAAAUGGAGCGAUGGAAAAGCACAAUCCAUAUUUGUCGAUUUCGGUACCCAAAAAAUAUAGGAACCCAGAAAUUUUAAAAAUUAUGCAAAAAAAUGCAAAAGAAUUGCAGACUCAAUAUGAUACUAGAGCGACUUUGCUGGAUAUUGUAAAGUUCCAACCCGCUUCUCAAUUCUCUAACCGUACCCUCCUGGAAAUUCCAAAUGAAAAAGGACACUCUCUAAUCCGCCACCAGCCAUCUACGCCAAGAACCUGUGGACGUCUUCCCAUUCCGCAGCAGUACUGUAUUUGUAGGACGGCUACAAAAGAUAUGAGAGAAGACACAGCCCUCACCAACCGCCUUGCCACCCAACUCAUUGCUCAUGUCUAUCAAAAAUUAGACAAAUUCAAUCUCACCUCACUCUGUCAUGAAUAUGAAAUAGAUUAUGUUUCCCACCUUGAUCUCUACCCGACUACCAAUAUCAACACGUCUACAUACCGAAUCGCUGUGAAAACGAAACCCCCAAUAUUUGCACAUUUCGAGACGUUGGUCACCGAAGAUAAUAAGACGAAGAAACUGGAAUUCGAGGAGGUUGAGAGAUUGGAUACAUAUGGAAAUACGGCGGACUGCACGAAUCGAAUACAUUCGAAUCGAUUGUGUUUUUGUAAAGAUUGGCAGGUCUAA